CUUUCUUUAAAUAAGACAAACUCAUCUAUUUUUGGUGGUCCAUGCACCACCCGAACCCCGCUCACCUACCACGUGGAAACCUAUCACAGGGACUCCAACUUCCUCAUUUCACUACACACCACUCUGCUCCUCUCUCUCUCUAACCGUAGAUAUAAAUUUGAGCUAAUAAACAAACGCCGUCACAUAACCUUCGUAGUAUAGCAAAGCCCUUCACUUUCAGCUCCCGAAAGCCGUCACGAGUCACGACCCACCCUCGGAGAAGGACAACACUCCACACACACACACACAACAAUGAAGCAGGGGCUCGCUUUCCCAUAAAACGACCACGAAGAGCUUCAAAAACCGUACCGAUCGAGUGGCGCCGGGAAAAUAGCUCAGAUCAACGUCUCCGACGAUCUAGGAUUCCGGCGAGGACGGUAGCGUCGUUCGUCGAUUGCUCUCUUUUGAAAUGGCUUCGGAGGAUGUGAAACCGAGCGAAUCGGCGGUCUCCACGAUCGUCAAUCUGGCUGAGGAGGCUAAGAUGGCGAGAGAGGGCGUGGUCAAGGCUCCGAGCCUUGCGGUUCUCAGUGUCUGCAAGUCUCUGGUCGCUGGUGGAGUCGCUGGUGGAGUGUCACGCACAGCUGUUGCUCCAUUGGAGCGACUGAAAAUAUUGCUCCAGGUCCAGAAUCCACAUAACAUAAAAUACAAUGGAACAAUACAAGGCUUGAAAUAUAUCUGGAGAACUGAGGGUUUCCGUGGAUUGUUUAAAGGAAAUGGUACGAAUUGUGCUCGUAUUGUCCCCAACUCAGCAGUCAAGUUCUUCAGCUAUGAGCAAGCUUCUAAGGGAAUAUUGUUACUGUAUCGGGAUCAAACUGGCAAUGAAGAUGCUCAGCUCACUCCUCUUCUACGUCUUGGAGCUGGAGCAUGUGCUGGAAUUAUUGCCAUGUCUGCAACUUACCCGAUGGACAUGGUACGAGGAAGGCUAACUGUACAGACAGAGAACUCUCCCUUUCAGUACAGGGGAAUGUUCCAUGCUCUAACGACUGUGCUUCGCGAGGAGGGCCCACGGGCUUUGUACAAGGGAUGGCUUCCUUCUGUAAUUGGAGUUGUUCCCUAUGUUGGUCUCAACUUUGCUGUGUAUGAAUCCUUGAAGGAUUGGUUAAUCAAAAGUAGACCAUUUGGACUUGUUGAAGAUACAGACUUAAGUGUCACAACAAGGUUGGCAUGCGGGGCUGCUGCUGGAACUGUUGGGCAAACUGUUGCUUACCCCCUUGAUGUCAUUCGUCGAAGGAUGCAGAUGGGGGGAUGGAGUAAUGCUGCUUCUGUUAUCACUGGUGAUGGGAGAAGCAAGGCCCCACUUGAAUAUACUGGCAUGAUUGAUGCAUUCAGGAAAACUGUUCGACAUGAGGGCUUUGGAGCGUUGUACAAGGGUUUGGUUCCCAAUUCUGUUAAGGUAGUGCCAUCCAUUGCAAUUGCAUUUGUGACGUAUGAGAUGGUGAAGGACGUUUUAGGAGUUGAGAUCAGGAUAUCGGACUAAAAUUGCAGGAGCUCCGUGAUAUUUAUCUUUGCGUGUGCUAUUUUUGUAGGCCGGGAAAUAGAGGUCUGAUAAACUAGGGGUAAUUUCUUCCUUUUCUCUCUGAAGCUCUAGCGAGUCUCAGCCUGUGUUCAUAAAUUGCUUUCCCCCCUGUUUUCCUUUUUGUAUUUCCAUAUGAACACGAUGUAGCUUUGAAGCUUCUCAUUCAUAUGAUGUGCCAAUAAGUGUUUCGACAAUGUAAAACAUGCUUUUGCAUGCCUUAUUCCAUAAGCUUUGAGAAAGCAUUUUCUACA
This is a messenger RNA of Prunus mume (Japanese apricot), 1806 nucleotides long. RefSeq names its product mitochondrial adenine nucleotide transporter ADNT1. The record is from RefSeq and is a predicted model, not a curated record. Gene Ontology annotation, biological process: transmembrane transport. Lineage: Eukaryota; Viridiplantae; Streptophyta; Magnoliopsida; Rosales; Rosaceae.